Molecule: messenger RNA, 3810 nt
Organism: Oncorhynchus nerka (sockeye salmon)
Lineage: Eukaryota; Metazoa; Chordata; Actinopteri; Salmoniformes; Salmonidae
Product: signal recognition particle receptor subunit alpha-like
Biological process (GO): intracellular protein transport; SRP-dependent cotranslational protein targeting to membrane
Cellular component (GO): endoplasmic reticulum membrane; signal recognition particle receptor complex
Molecular function (GO): GTPase activity; ATP hydrolysis activity; signal recognition particle binding
Source: RefSeq, a predicted model, not a curated record
UUCACGUUUUCUUAUCACAAAGUAUAAUGGAUUUCAAUUAUAGUCCAGUUUGUGGCAGUAAUUACCACAUUUUGGAUGCCAACCGCCGUUAAACCUCGAAGAAGAAGACUAUUUCCUGGUCUUGCAUCUGAUGUGUGAAACAGUUUUAGUGGAGGUAGCUAGACUUGGGAGGACAUUUUUCAUCAGAUAGUGUAUACCCGAUUAGAUUUCCUUCUCGAGGUGGAAGGCACUUAAAAGAUUCGUCGGCUCACUUAUUUUUGACGUUUAAAAAAAAUAAAAUUAAAGGUUCUCCUUUUCACGUUUUUGUUUUCUUUACUUUGGUAUAUUCUCUCGUGUACAUGGUGGCAAGAUGAUGGAUUUCUUCACCAUCUUCAGUAAGGGAGGCAUAGUGUUGUGGUGUUUUCAGGGAACCGGGGUUACAGAAUCCUUCACCGGGCCUGUCAACGCGCUGAUCCGCUCCGUGAUCCUUCAGGAACGCAGUGGCAACAAUUCCUAUACUCAUGAUGCCUUGAGUCUUAAGUACAAACUCGAUAAUGAGUUUGAGCUGGUUUUUGUGGUGGGUUUUCAAAAAAUCCUGACGCUGACGUAUGUUGACAAGUUCAUAGAUGACGUACAGCUAAGUUGGUACCUUAAUAAAGAAUUGCACAUCUUAAUAAAGUCUUGUCUUGUUGUCCAGGGGAUGCAGCUGAGCUCGAUGAAGGGUGACCUGCUCGCUGUGGAUUACGUGUCCAGCGAGGAAGAUGCGGUGGAAGUUGCUGACACAAGCAAACAAAUCCCCAAAAGGGGUGCUUAUGGGGGGAUGUUUGGGAUGCUCAAGGGCCUGGUGGGUUCCAAGAGUCUGAGCCAGGAGGACAUGGAGCCAGUUCUGGACAAGAUGAGGGACCACCUCAUCGCUAAGAAUGUAGCAGCUGAAAUUGCCUCCCAACUCUGAGCCAAGAAACUGGAGGGCAAAGUCAUGGGUACCUUCACUACUGUGGCAUCAACAGUAAAGGGGGCCCUGCAGGACUCCCUGGUCCAGAUCCUGCAACCAAAGCGGCGUGUGGACAUCCUGAGAGACGUCUUGGAGGCUCGGAGCCAGCGCAGGCCCUUCGUCAUCACCUUCUGUGGGGUCAACGGGGUUGGCAAGUCCACCAACCUGGCCAAGAUCUCUUUCUGGCUAAUCGAGAACGGUUUCACCGUGCUGAUAGCAGCCUGUGACACAUUCCGUGCGGGGGCCGUGGAGCAGCUGCGUACCCACCAGCGCCGCCUUAACUCCCUGCACCCCCCAGGACGACCCGUAGUGCAGCUUUAUGAGAAAGGCUACGGGAAGGAUGCCGCUGCCUAUGCCCGUAACCAGGACUUUGAUGUGGUGCUGGUGGACACUGCUGGACGGAUGCAGGACAACACCCCGCUGAUGACGGCCCUGGCCAAGCUGAUAGCUGUCAACAUGCCUGACCUGGUGCUGUUUGUGGGGGAGGCUCUAGUGGGCAACGAGGCUGUCGACCAGCUAGUGAAAUUUAACCAGGCGCUGGCUGAUCACUCCAUGUCUGAUAAGCCACGUCUCAUUGAUGGGAUCGUUCUCACCAAGUUUGACACCAUUGGUUUGUAUGUUGGCGCUGCUAUCUCAAUGACCUACAUCACAGGGCAGCCCAUUGUGUUUGUCGGCACGGGGCAGACCUACAAUGACCUGCGGAGCCUCAAUGCCCGUGCUGUGGUGGGCGCCCUUAUGAAGGCCUGAGUGGCUGCUGCCUGCAUCUAUGUUCACCACCAUCGUGACAAAGCCAACCACAAACACUGCGCUUUGAGAUGUUUGGUCCUGCAGUUCACAUCCUAACUAUGAUCCUCCACAUGGCACCAAACACAAAACUCACAGGCUUCCUCCCAGCUCCGUCUGGGAACGGGGCGGUUGUUGACUUUUUAAGCAACAUUGCACUAAGAUCUCUUGAAUUUGGACCAACAGUUUAAAGUACCUCAAUUUUGUUUAGCUUUAAAAUGAUGCGGUGAAGUUCAACAAGAGACAUUUCCAUCGCAUUGUCUUUUUCCCCUUCACUUCAAUAAGAAAAUGGCAGGUAUGAAUGCUUGCUGGAGGUGACACGUUUCAGCAGCCACCCUUGUCCCUGAGUAAAGCUUAGUGCCCAUCCCGUCUCCCUGAAGCAUCACCACUGCAGAGGUGACUGUCUGCUGAAAACAUCAAUAAGCCUGCACAACAUUAACUCGUUUCUCUCGCUCUCCAUGAUGGACCCCUAUGCCCCCUUCUUCCUCCGAAUUGGAGAGUUCAAUUUGGUGAAGAGACAUGGGUUAUUACAUUUGCGGUUAAAAGUCCAGAGACGUCAAAGGUCUCUGGACAACAGCUUUCUACCCCUUUGUCAUUUUGAAAACAAAAUAAAAGGGUCAAAAUGACAAGUCUUACAUUUUUCCAGUCCCAUAUGUCAAUUUGAGAACGUAAACAUUUCUAAAUAAAGCUGCUAUGAUAGCCUGUAACAACUUAUGAUUUUGUUAUGUAACCUACAGCUUAUGUUUAUACGUUUUCCAAUUCCAACUUUGGAACAUAAAUGUUGAUAGUGUGGUCUGGAUAACAAAGGCAAAAUGUCAUAUUUUGCCAACAUGGAAAAGUAUUGCAACAGGAAGAGUCGAGUGGCAACUGGUGUACAGUGCAUUCGGGAAGUAUUCAGACUUUUCCACCCCUACUCUAAAAUUGAUUUCAUUCCCUCAAUCUCCACCCUAAAACAAAGCAAAAACAGGUUUUUAGAAAUAUUCUAAUUUAAAGAUGAAUAGACCUUAUGUGAAUAACUAUUCAUACCCUUUACUAUGAGACUCAAUUGAUGCAUCCUGAUCUUUGAGCUGUUUCUACAACUUGAAGCCCACCUGUGGUAAAUUCAAUUUAUGGGACAUGAUUUGGAAAGGCACACCUGUCUAUAAGGUCCUAGUUGACAGUAUGUCAGAGCAAAUACCAAUCCAUGAGGUCGAAGGAAUUGUCCAUAGAGCUCAGACAGGAUUGCAGCUCCCCAAGAAAACAAGUCUCCAUUCUUAAAUGAAAGAAGUUUGGAACCACCCAAGACUCUUCCUAGAGCAGGCCGCCCAGCCAAACUGAGCAAUUGGGGGAGAAGGGCCUUGGUCAGGGAGGUGACCAAGAACGUAAUGGUCACUCUGACAGAGCUGCAGAGUUCCUCUGUGGAGAUGGGAGAACCUUCCAGAAGUACUCAACCAAUGGUAGUGGCUAGGCAGAAGCCACUCUUCAGUAAAAAGGCACAUGACAGCCUGCUUCGAGUUUGCCAAAAGGCACCUAAAGGACUGACCAUGAGAACCAAGAUUUUCUGGUCUGAUGAAACCAAUAUUGAACUCUUUGGCCUGAAUGCCAAGCAUCACGUCUGGGGGAAACCUGGCACCAUCAUGCUGUGGGGAUAUUUUUCAGCGGCAGGAACUGGGAGACUAGUCAGAAUCGAGGGAAAGAUGAACAGAGGAAAGUAGAGAUCUUUGAUGAAAACCUGCUCCAGAGUGCUCAGGACCUCAGACUGGGGGCGAAGGCUCACCUUCCAACAAGCCAAUGACACCAAGACAACGUUGGAGUGACUUCGGAACAAGUCUGAGUGGCCCAGCCAGAGCCCAAACCUGAUCGAACAUCUCUGGAGACCAGAAAAUAGCUGUGCAGCGACACUCCCCAUCCAACCUGACAGAGCUUGAGGAUCUGCAGAGAAGAAUGGGAGAAACUCCCCAAAUACAGAUGUGCCAAGUUUGUAGUGUCAUACCCAAGAAGACUCAAGGCUGUAAUUGCUGCCAAAGGUUUUUCAACAAAGCACUGAGUGAAGGGUUUGAAUACCUAUAAGAUUAUUU